CUCCUGUUUUCACUCCCAUCCCCUCCCAUUAUCUGAUUAGACUCUUUAUUUGAUCUUAAUAGUCUCAAGGCUCAAGCUUCUUUACUAUCAGAAAUGGCGGUUCUGAAGGUCCACGGCAACCCCAUGUCCACAGCCGCCACGAGGGUGCUGGCGUGCCUCAUCGAGAAGGGACUCGAGUUCGAGUUUGUCAUGGUAGACAUGAGAUCCGGCGAACACAAGAAGGAGCCCUUCCUUUCCCUUAACCCAUUCGGUCAAGUCCCAGCCUUUGAGGAUGGAGACUUGAAGCUCUUCGAAUCGAGGGCGAUCACCCAGUACAUAGCUCACACUUAUGCGGACAAGGGGACUCCACUGGUGAUCCCCGGCAAGGAAAUGGCGAUAGUUUCCGUGUGGAUGGAAGUGGAGGCCCAGCAGUACGACCCGGCGGCAUCGAAGCUCCUGUGGGAGCUGGCCAUUAAGUCCUUCUUGGGGAUGCAGACCGACCCUGCGGUGGUGGAGGAGUACGAGCCCAAGCUCGCAAAGGUCCUGGACGUGUACGAGGCUCGCCUGUCUCAGUCCAAGUACAUUGGUGGGGACUGCUUCACCCUCGCUGACCUCCACCACCUCCCGACCCUCAACUACCUCAUGCGCACCCCGGUCAAGAAGCUCUUCGACGCAAGGCCGAAGGUCAGCGCCUGGGUGGCCGAUAUCUCUUCCCGACCUGCGUGGUGCAAGGUCCUCGAGAUGACGAACCCCAAGUGAGGAGGCACUGAACCAUUAGACUUGGAGAUUUUAAAUUCCUGCGGAUCUCUUAUAUAUGUAUUUUGUUGUUGAUGUGUGUCUUUUAAAGUGAGACGUUCAUGCUUCUGAGGAUGCUUUAGAACGUAAUGUAUUUGGAGAUGCUCUGCUUGUGUCUUCAAUCAUGAAAGUUGAGGGAAUUACUACCAAUAAAGCUAAGAGAGUAAAGUUUGAAAAAUUUCGUAUAUC
Punica granatum (pomegranate) is the source of this 963-nucleotide messenger RNA. The record is from RefSeq and is a predicted model, not a curated record. Lineage: Eukaryota; Viridiplantae; Streptophyta; Magnoliopsida; Myrtales; Lythraceae.